CGCACUCUCUCUCUCGGGUGAAACGACUGCGGCUGGUGUGUGUAUAGUUUGGAAAAUAUAUAACCCACGCACGCACGCACGCAAUUACGAUAUCGUCAUUGCGAUUUGCCAUUGUCAUUAUUAAUAAUUAAUAUUACUAUCAUUCUGAUAUUAUUAUUUUGCGGUACGAUACGCGUACGACGACGACGAUAUUAUUGUUAUUAUUACGUGAUUGACUACAGUGGUUUGUAGUCGGACGAACCGAUCGCGUUCGACCGUGUUCGCUGCUCCGAAAUACGCGUCGUCGAUAGUAACGAAUGAUUUCGGGUCGCUGAAAUCUCCGGCGGUAUCGCAACAGUGACAUAACCGUUGUGUAUUUAUUCGCGGCGUCGCGCCGAUGGAACAUUCGUGGCGUUAUCGUGUCCGCCACCGCCGUAAUACGAUCGGCGAUCGUCGAUAACGGCGGAGGAAGAGACAAGACGUUUUUCGCCUUUCCUCGCGGUCUGCUCCGCAACACUCGACCGCUAGUCCCCCGGGUACCACCUCGAGGGCCGACCAGUCCAGCGCAGUCGCGAAUCCGCCACCGAUCCGGAGCGAAUAUUAGCAUAUCGUAUUGGAGUACUGGUUAACAGACAGUUAGCCCACAAAGUAAUUGUGUUAAAACUUUUGAUGUUUUUUAAGUCACUAUAAGUGAAAAUUUGUGUUUGCCAUGGGUACUAUCGUAGAAAAUUUGUCCAAUUGUUCUAUAUCAACUCAGGAUAGAGUAAUUGCUCCUUCAAAUCAAAUUCAAAUUUUUCAACUCAUUGUAACAAUUGAAAGCGCAGAUUUAAAAAAUAAUGGUGGAUUGAUUAAACCGCAUCCAUAUGUUGAACUUAUUGUUGACGAUUUCAAAAGGAAUAAAACUGAAGUUAUCAAAAAUACAUAUCAACCAAAAUGGAAUGAAGAAUUUACUGUACUUGUUACUCCAUACUCAAUAUUACACUAUCGUGUAUUAGAUUAUUGUAAAUUUCAAAAAGACGUGCUUAUAGCUGAAAAAAGUAUUAGUCUUUAUGAUAUUUUGUGUAAUUAUAAUGGUGUCUGUGAUAAUUUGGAGUUGACAAUUGAUUUGAUGCGAGCUCGUCAUCAUGAUCAUCUAACAUCAAGUUCAUCCACAUCUAAUAAUUUGGUCAAAGUUGGAGAGUUGAUUACUAUAUUACAUGGUUUUCAAAUUGAUAUGUCUCAGGUUUCAAAUCCAUCUAGAGAACCAGGAACUAGUACUAAUAAUCAUCAAGGACUAUCAGAUGGCGAUUUUAGUAAUGGAGUUAGAGCUCGUAGUCGUACUUCAACGACGGUUGUUGCUGCAUCACCUGUUCCAACAAUAGACAUGAAUGUAUCUACUAAUCUUAUAAAUAAUGCGUUAACUAAUAACAUUCGACCUUCACAAACUUCAUCAGUACACAAUAAUUCUGUUGAGGGAACAAUUACUGUUCAUCAUCAAAAUGGUCCUGUUACAUUACCAAUAGAAGAACCUUUACCCGUUGGUUGGGAAAUGAGAUUUGAUGCAUUUGGACGACAAUAUUAUGUUGAUCAUAACACCAAAUCAACUUCUUGGGAAAGACCACAACCAUUACCCGCUGGUUGGGAGCUAAGAAGAGAUAACCGUGGGCGUAUUUAUUAUGUGGAUCAUAAUACUCGUACUACAACAUGGCAACGACCAAAUGUUGAAAGACUGCAGCAUUACCAACAUUGGCAAGGCGAAAGAGCUCAUGUAGUUCAACAGGGAAACCAAAGAUUUCUUUAUCCUCAACAUGCUUUAGGGACAGGUUCAGGACCAAAUAGUAGACAAACUACAGGAGUUCCGCCAAGUCCUGUUGUGGAGGAGGAAGACCGUAUGGGACAGUUACCUAAUGGCUGGGAAAAGCGUGUUCAACCAGAUGGUAGAUGUUAUUUUGUUAAUCAUAAAAGUCGCAUUACUCAGUGGGAAGAUCCACGUACACAAGGAACUGAAUUGAUUAUUGAUAAUUCGGAUUUACCAACUGGCUGGGAAGUAAGAAAAACUACUGAUGGAAUUAGAUAUUUUGUUGAUCAUAAUACACAUACAACUACAUUUGAAGAUCCUCGUACCCAUGUACCACCUAUUCAAUGUUCAACUGGUCCUUACGGAGUACCUGCUGCUUAUGAAAGAUCAUUCCGUUGGAAAUUAAGCCAAUUCCGAUAUUUGUGUCAAAGUAAUGCAAUAUCAAGUCAUAUUAAGAUUACAGUUUCCAGACAGACAUUGUUUGAAGAUUCCUAUCAUCAAAUAAUGAGAUCUGCUGCGUAUGAAAUGAGGAAACGUUUGUAUAUAGUAUUCCGCGGUGAAGAAGGCUUAGAUUAUGGGGGUGUUUCACGAGAAUGGUUCUUCUUACUUUCCCACGAAGUACUCAAUCCAAUGUACUGUCUAUUUGAAUAUGCCAAUAAAAACAAUUACAGUCUACAAAUUAAUCCUGCUUCGUAUGUAAAUCCAGACCAUUUGUUAUAUUUCAAAUUUAUUGGACGAUUUAUAGCUAUGGCUUUAUAUCAUGGCCGUUUUAUUUAUUCUGGUUUCACUAUGCCCUUUUACAAGCGUAUGUUGAAUAAAAAACUUACCAUGAAAGAUAUCGAGUCUAUUGACCCAGAAUUUUAUAACUCAUUGGUUUGGAUACGUGACAAUAAUUUAGAAGAAAGUGAUAUUGAAAUGUACUUUGGGGUAGAUUUUGAAGUACUUGGACAAGUUGUGCAUCACGAGUUGAUAGAAAAUGGUGACAAAGUGAAAGUUACUGAUGCUAACAAAGAUGAAUACAUUAGAUUAAUGACUGAAUGGAGAAUGACGCGUGGUAUUGAAGAACAGACUCAAGCAUUAUUAGAUGGAUUUAAUGAAGUAGUUGCAUUGGAAUGGUUAAAAUAUUUCGAUGAACGUGAACUUGAACUCAUGUUGUGUGGCAUGCAAGAGAUUGAUGUUGAAGACUGGCAACAGCACACAAUUUAUCGACACUAUAAUAGAACUAGCAAGCAAAUUAACUGGUUCUGGCAGUUUGUAAAACAAGCUGACAAUGAAAAACGCGCAAGACUUCUUCAGUUUGUGACUGGAACAUGUAGGGUUCCGGUUGGAGGGUUUGCUGAACUUAUGGGGAGUAAUGGAGCGCAGAGGUUUUGCAUUGAAAAGGUUGGUAAAGAAACAUGGUUACCUCGGUCUCACACAUGCUUUAACAGGUUAGACUUGCCGCCAUACAAGAGCUAUGACCAACUAGUCGAAAAACUCAAUUAUGCUAUUGAGGAGACUGAAGGGUUUGCUCAAGAAUGAAACACAAAUAUAUUCAGGUUAAUGUUCCCUCAAUUGUUACGAUUUUAAAUAUAGAUAUAGUAGUGUAUAUUAAUAUUUAUAAAACCGUGCAGUGAUAUCAUGACCUUACAACAUCAAACAAACGGUGAAACCGUAUUUAACCUUUUAGAGGUUUAAAAUACAUUCCUUAAUUUAUAUUCUGUUUUUAUUUUAUGCAUCGUUAAUUAAUUUUGGAGUUAAAGUGUUUUAUUCAUUGAUGUUUCUCGUUAUAUAUCUCCAAUUCAUAUAGUUACUAUUACUUAUAGAUUUUAAGAACUGUGUUUUUAUAAAUAAGGCGCAUGUAUGUAAUAAAUAAAUUACAAAAGUGUUUUGAAUGUAAUGAUUGAUGUACAAAAAAUAAAUUAAAGGAAUAGUGGUUAUGAUUUUUGUUAAACUUUAAUUUUGGUGAACGAAAGUAAAAUUUAUAUAAUAUAAUUUAAACAUAUUCCACUUUUUCAUUGAAAAUAAUUUUUAUUAUAACA
Messenger RNA from Rhopalosiphum maidis (corn leaf aphid), 3777 nucleotides. Its product is annotated as E3 ubiquitin-protein ligase Su(dx)-like. Lineage: Eukaryota; Metazoa; Arthropoda; Insecta; Hemiptera; Aphididae. The record is from RefSeq and is a predicted model, not a curated record. Gene Ontology annotation, biological process: ubiquitin-dependent protein catabolic process. The coding region runs from base 689 to 3277 and encodes 862 amino acids. The transcript is spliced from 14 exons. Gene Ontology annotation, molecular function: ubiquitin protein ligase activity; protein binding.